AUGGCUUUUCAUUCUGUAUUUCUCGUUUUCUUAGCUGGCCUGGCACUUUGCUCUGAAGCUGCACCAUUGGACUCUCCUGAUGCCAAGCAUCCUCUUUCUGUAAAAGUUGUGGAUUCCGUCCGAGGAAGUCCAGCUCCAAAUGUUGCAGUUAAAUUAUAUAAAGGAGCUGCAGAUGGAUCUUGGGAACUGCUAAAUUCACAACAAACCAAUGAAAAAGGAGGCCUCCCAGAGCUUACAACGAAAGAACAAUUUGUAGCAGGGUUAUACAAGCUUGAGCUUGAUACAGCCUCUUACUGGAAGAGUCUGGGCUUGAAUCCCUUCCACCAACACGCUGAUGUGGUGUUCACAGCUAAUGAUGCUGGUAAUCGGCGUUACAAGAUUGCUGUUGUCCUCAGUCCCUUCUCUUACUCAACCACAGCAGUAGUUAGCGAGCCAGUGGCAUAA
Molecule: messenger RNA, 444 nt
Organism: Agelaius phoeniceus (red-winged blackbird)
Lineage: Eukaryota; Metazoa; Chordata; Aves; Passeriformes; Icteridae
Product: transthyretin
Biological process (GO): purine nucleobase metabolic process
Molecular function (GO): thyroid hormone binding
Source: RefSeq, a predicted model, not a curated record